Messenger RNA from Puccinia triticina, 771 nucleotides. RefSeq lists its product as uncharacterized. The coding region runs from base 1 to 771 and encodes 256 amino acids. The transcript has 4 exons. The record is from RefSeq and is a predicted model, not a curated record. Lineage: Eukaryota; Fungi; Basidiomycota; Pucciniomycetes; Pucciniales; Pucciniaceae.
AUGUUAUCGCUACUCCCAAUCUUGACUUUAUUGGCCGUGUGCUCAAUCGUCACUGCCGGAGACGUCGCCCCGAAUGUUGGUAAAAGUUUCCCAUCAGUGCAAGGAACUUUUUGGAACGGUGCAACUUUUGCCGGAAGCUGCCUCUUGCAAGAUUAUUAUAAAUCUGGCGCCCCAAAUGGCUUAGAAUAUGUUGCAGUGGCCAAAGAUGUCAAUGGCAACGCUGAAUAUUGCGGCGCGUGUAUUGAAAUCACCCCCAAGACGACAAAAAACACUCCAGUGGUUGCGAUAGUUUCUUCUCACUGCCCCGAUUGCCCCGCAGGAGCUCUCGACAUCCCAAAAACACUCUUCAAUCGCCUACAGGGCAAUGCUGACGGAAGACCUGGCAUCAGCAUGUUCAGUUGGAAAGUGGUCACUUGCCCAUUCGGAAAGUUUCCGAAGAUCAUAAACAAGGACGGCUCUUCGAAAUACUCCCUAUCCAUGAAGGUCGUCGAUAGCUCAUACCCGGUCCAAAGUGUCGUGAUCAUCUCCGGUGGGAAAAAUUUGGCCGCUUACAAGCGGGACUACAACUACUGGGAGCUUCACAACGCAGGCGUGUUGGACGAUAAAGUCAAGGUCAUCGUCACUUGGACGAACAAUCAGUCUUUUAGCUUCUCGAACGUCGACCCUUCAAGCAAACAAGCUGCAAUUUCUGAUCUGGAGAAAAAUCCCAACGGGAGACGGGCCGGAGCUCAUAAACGGAAAUCCUUUCAACAAGCAAGAGGUCAGAACUAA